AUGGAGGUACUGAAGGGAAGGCUGAGGGUGAGGAAUAUGCUGUUUAGGGAGUUAAUGGCUGAGACCUUGGCUAUGUUCGUCCUUAUGAUGUUUGGCUGUGUGGCGAUGGCCCAGGUGAAGUUGAUUCGAGGGGCCAAGGGUGAGUACCUCUCUGUCAAUAUGGCCUUCUCAGUGGGUGUCAUGAGUGCCAUGUACAUUGCCAGGGGCGUCUCUGGUAAGUGUUGUCAUAGAUAUUUCUAACUCUCUUUCUUGGUUUUCCUCUCUCAGUCCCUCUAUCCAGAUGCUAUUAUGGACUACAGCGGUGGCGUCCUGACUGUGUACGGCCCAAAUGAAACAGCCCCCAUCUUUGCUACCUACCCAUCCGACUACCUUUCUUUAUGGGGCAGCUUCUUUGACCAGAUGGUGGACACAGGUAUGAUCAUGAUGUGCUUCCUGUCCCUGGAUGACCGGCGGAACAAGCCUGCCCMCGCUGACCUGGUGCCCCCCCUCACCACCGUGGUUCUCAUGGGGAUCUCCCAGUCCAUGUCUUCAAACUGUGGGGGAGGGAUCAACCCUGCCCAGGACCUGGGGCCACGCCUCCUCACUCUGACCGCAGGAUGGGGAGAGGUCUUCACGUGCUAUAACUACUGGUUUUGGGUCCCCAUCGUGGCCCCAAUGGUGGGGGCAGUGCUCGGCUCUGGGCUCUACCUGGUCUUCGUCCAAUGGCACUGAGAUAAAUGAAACCAAUGACUUGCAGUUCAAGACAAUGGAUAAAAAGCUGGAAAUCAUCAAAAACAACAAUGCUGUAGAGAAGGCCCACAAGUUCUAGUUGGCAUAACCUUGUCCCCAGGCUCAAUUGCUACACAGAGAGAGUGCCGGCUGGGUGGAUGCGUUUCUGCAUUGAUGAACUAUAGAGCUGGCAACCGGCACUAAUGAGAUGUCGUACAGGGGUCGGUUCACAAAUAGAGUACAUUUUGUGUAGUGUUAACUUGGUAAAUAAAAAUCAUCUAAUUU
This is a messenger RNA of Salvelinus sp. IW2-2015, 993 nucleotides long. RefSeq names its product aquaporin-10. NCBI's taxonomy places the organism in Eukaryota, Metazoa, Chordata, Actinopteri, Salmoniformes, Salmonidae. Gene Ontology annotation, biological process: glycerol transmembrane transport; water transport. The record is from RefSeq and is a predicted model, not a curated record. Gene Ontology annotation, cellular component: plasma membrane; basolateral plasma membrane. Gene Ontology annotation, molecular function: urea transmembrane transporter activity; water channel activity; glycerol channel activity.